Bombus impatiens (common eastern bumble bee) is the source of this 1552-nucleotide messenger RNA. RefSeq names its product acetylcholine receptor subunit alpha-like. Lineage: Eukaryota; Metazoa; Arthropoda; Insecta; Hymenoptera; Apidae. Gene Ontology annotation, molecular function: extracellular ligand-gated monoatomic ion channel activity; transmembrane signaling receptor activity; neurotransmitter receptor activity. The coding region runs from base 15 to 215 and encodes 66 amino acids. The transcript is spliced from 3 exons. Gene Ontology annotation, cellular component: membrane; neuron projection; synapse. Gene Ontology annotation, biological process: signal transduction; nervous system process; chemical synaptic transmission. The record is from RefSeq and is a predicted model, not a curated record.
UGAAGAAUCAGAUCAUGACGACGAAUCUGUGGGUCGAACAGUCAUGGUACGACUACAAACUGCGAUGGGAGCCGAAGGAGUACGGUGGUGUUCACAUGUUACACGUGCCAUCCGACCACAUAUGGCGGCCCGACAUAGUCCUCUACAACAACCUUCCCCAUGCCGAAGGAACAGGGAAAGGACAAAAACGAAGUAAAAAGGAAAGACGAGAAUGAAAGAACGAAAGGAAACGUCCUGAACAUGGAAACGGAUCGUUUUAACGAAGGGACGUGCCAAUAUAAUCGCAAGUUCCGCUGCCAUCGUCGACAUCGUCAUCGUCAUCGUCGUCGUUGUUUCCUAGCGGAAGGCGAGAUCCACUUCGCGUAAUAGCGUUCAUUACACUUCUGCAAGUUCUUGCAUGCAUUAGCGAGAUGAAAAUCACUCGCGAGCCUCCGCUUUACGCUCCACUUUCGCCGUUGUCCUUUUCAUUUCUCCGUGGGCCGUUCGAGGGCUCCUCCCGCUCGAUUAAACGCCUUCCGCUGCCAAGAGAAACCGGUUCGUUAAUACGGUGGCGACGAUUUCGACGCAGUCGAACAACCCGGCCCAUUAACUUCACAGCGCGACCGAUACUACGCGUCAAUUUUUUCCUUCGAUCGUAUAAUUAAACAGGUUACGCGCAAGAUUUCAACGAUGCAUCAUCAUCUCGUUUACACUGUCUUUGAAUCGGUCGAGACGAAUUUGCUUGGAUCGAAAGUGGUUUAUUGAAAAUUGUUCCGGAGUUACAGUGUUUGAAAGGUUGUUUUAAAGUGUAGGCGUUACACACGAUUUUGCGCACAGCCAAAAAGGAACAGUUACUGUUUCCUGAUUCCUUUUUGUAUAUUUUUUGUGGCAGAUAGUAUCGACUGACUGAGUGAAUCGUGCUUGUCAGACUCGGCAAACUUAUCGAUCUUGCUUGUCGUUUAAAUCUAUCUGUAACGAAGCAAAAAUGUUUAGUCAUACGUAGAGGUAGGAAAAACUUGGAAAAAGUUGCUGACGUAGGAACUGGAGCGUAUGUCGGUGUUGAAAUGCUCGCAGCAUCGCUGGAAUUGUGGCAAACGUUGGGAAAUGAAACAAAAACUACAAAAUGAAAUAAACAAUUCUAUUAGAAGGACAGAUAGUAAAGUAGAAUUGUAAGAGAAGAUAAAUAAUAAAAGGAGAGGACCACGACUAGAACCAACGGAAAAAGUCGCUGGGUUUUGGAACAAGACUUUUUGGUCUCACGAAAGCACCGUUUUAUGCGAUGGUUCUGGCAAAGUGGGAGUCGGAAUACGUUUGAAAAGGGGGGACUUCUGAGAAUAAGUCAGGAGAGGAGAACAAGCCCUUAAAUAUCGGGAAAACAGGAAGAUCGAAUUAUCUAGACACUGUCGGAUUGAUACUGAGGAAUUUGUCUAGCAAAAAGGGGUCCGAUGAGAAUCGAUCAGAAAUGCGAUCAGAAAAAAGGAAAAAUAACAAAAUUGCAUUAAUCGGAUGCCGUACGAGGAACUUGGCUGGGAGAAACGGUUUCGGUGAAGUUCGAACUAGAAUGUGGUUGGGA